Messenger RNA from Cygnus atratus (black swan), 3213 nucleotides. It is a transcript of the gene TTC34, whose product is annotated as tetratricopeptide repeat domain 34. The transcript has 7 exons. The record is from RefSeq and is a predicted model, not a curated record. NCBI's taxonomy places the organism in Eukaryota, Metazoa, Chordata, Aves, Anseriformes, Anatidae. Gene Ontology annotation, molecular function: protein binding.
AUGUCACCUCAGAGGCUUGCCACACGGCUAUGCGAAGAAGGGGACCGCCAUCUAGCCCAGCAGGAGUUGCCAGAAGCCACUGCUUUCUAUUUGGCUGCCUUCAGCUGCAGUGCCCCCACGGCCGUACAGAAAGUGAAUUCCCUAGACAAAGAGCUCUGGGAGAAAGUGGUAGCCACCUUGGAGAUGUGGUGCAAAGACAAGAGUCAGAUUCCCAAGAUCCAGAGCAAGAACUUGGACAUUGUGUCCCUCAAAGUGGAAAUAGCUGCUGCCUUUCUCUCCACCAUAAGUCCUGACAAUGUGGUAUCCUCGGUAUAUAAACUGGAGACCCUGCUCAGACGAGGAUGCUCAGAGGAGGUAGUGAGUAAAUGCAGUACUCUGCUCAAGGCUAACCCAAAGCACUCGAUGGAACUGCUGCUGCUGAGGGCGUUGGCAUGGGUGCUGUCAGGGGCACAAACAAGGAACGGAGUUGUGGACUAUCUCGAAGCAUUUGUGAUGCAUCGCGCUGAGGCAGUGGCCUAUGUGUGUACCAGGCAAAGAGAACACCUGCCACAGAUCAUCCAGGCCUUCUCUAAUUUUCUCUCAACAUGUCAGAAAGAAAGCCCAGAUUGUAGAUCCUUGGAGCAAUGGCUGGGCAACUGCUUUGACUUCCUGUCUGCAGUGGCACCAGAUGAUAUCUGCAUUUGCAGGAUGCAGGCAGAUUACCUGUUUAAGAAAAGCAAAUUUGAGGAGUGCGUGGCAGUUUGUAGCAAGGCCCUUAAGGGCUUGUCAGCAGGUAAUAAUCUCAGAGAUGAGAAAGCUUUGGGUCUGCUCUUGGAACGGGCUGCUGCAUAUUUCUUCUUGGGUGGACGGAUGCAGGAAAUGAUCCAGGAUUUAGCAGAAGCCUUUGCAGCUACCCCUGCCCAGGCAAUGAAGCACUUUGAAGAGCUUUUCUCACGACCUGAUACUGAGAAGAUAGAAGAACAGGCUAGAACUGUCCUGGAGGUGAAGUUUGCAGCAUACAGGGAGGCUGUGCGUGCUCGGCCUGAACUCAGAAGCGAUCACGGUACUGAACUUCUCCCUUCUGUAAUCCAGACAGUCCAGUUCCUCCUGCACAUCUCCCCAGGGUCCAAACGUGAGCUCAGUGUUCGGCUGGCAGACUGCCAUCUCCUGCAUGGACACAUCAGAACUGCCCUGGAAAUCUGUGACCACCUCUUAGCAGCAGAGCAGAAAACUUAUUACAAUACUCUCCUAGCAUUGCGAGGAUUCUGCUGCCUCCACAAUCAGAACCAGCAGCAAGCUCUGCAGGACUUUCAAAAAGUCAUUGAGCAUGAUUCCCCACAUCCCAGCAGUUGUAUUAAGGCCUUAUGUGGGCGUGGACUUAUCCGGAUUUCUGGUGGCAGCCACUACUUGACAGCCCUGGAUUAUAUCACAGCUUGCCAGUUAAAGCUGGAAGAAACCAUCUUCACAAUCAAGUCCUAUGUGCCGUGGAACCAAAGAGGACUGCUGCUAAAGGUUCUCCAAGAAGAGGGACAGAAGAUGCUCCAGAAGAAGAGGUACCCUGGAGGCAGCUCAGCCUGGGGACAGAAAAACAAACACAGCUGAUCAGAUUCCCAACAGAGUGGCUUGAGUAGUAGGGAGGGUACUGCCCUUGGGGUUUACCAGCUGGCUUCUCUCUUGGUGGAACUGGAUCUUUCUGAUGAAGCAUCACAGAUCCUUUGUGCUGAUGCUCUGUACCAGAUGGGCUGGGUAGAAGAAGCUCACAAACUACUCUUACUAGCACUCUCCAGAAAUCCACAAAGAUCUCCCAUCCUGGCUAGACUCGCACUUCUGCAAUUGAAGAAGGGUUUCUUGUAUGAUGGCAACCAGCUGCUAAAGAAAGUGAUCAAAAUUGGCGAUACCUCCUGCCUCCUGCCAAUCAUGGACAUUUUCAAAGAUGAAGAUCGGAAGCUGAUGGAAACUCACUGCCGUUUCAGAGCACUGACCAUCUUGAAGAACAAGCAGAAGGAUGCUGACAUCAAAGAGGCCAUUGCCUAUCUUUCUUUUGCCAUCAUUGCCUCAGGUGGCUCUGCUGAAGACUGUCUCCUCAUCAGGGCUCAGUGUUAUGGGCGCCUUGGUCAGAAGAAAACUGCUAUUUUUGAUUUUAAUGCUGUUCUAAAGGAGGACCCUGGGAAUGUUCAAGCUCUGAGUGGACGAGGAUUCGUUUACCUUGCUCUGAAGCAGCAGAAGGAGGCAGUACAAGAUUUGAUCUCGGCACUGAAGGCAGAGGCAGGAGCAGUGAUCCCAGCAAUCUUGUCUUUAAAGCAUGAAGCCCGGGAGUUGAUCGCUCAGUGGCUUCUUCAGCAUGGCAGGACUGUGUUAGCUGAGCUUGUUGCUACUAAAGACCUUUCAAAGGAACGAAGGACCCUCAGGGACCUCCUCGUGAUUGCGGGAGCACUAAUCAAAAUUUGCAAGGAUGCACAAUAUCACAUCUUCUAUACAGAUGUUUUGACUGCAAAUGGAAGGUAUGAAGAGGCCCUGGUUCACCUUCAGGAAGCAUUUGACCACUCUCGUGCUGAUGAGUUUGCUAAUGCAAGACUGGCUGUGUUGCAGCUGAAGAAGAGGAACAUGCCAGUGGCAGCUCACUCAUUCAGCAUCCUAGCUAGGAAGGAUGAAAGGGAGCUGAGGUUUCUCCUGAACUUCGUAGAUGCUAAGCAACAGCAGCAUCUCUCUCAGGUAGCAGUGCAAGAAGGAAAUGUGCUGAUUAAAGAAUAUCGCUAUGAGAAGGCUCUUGGUUAUUUUACCCUGGCUAUCUUGACAAGCAGAGAUAAUCCAAGAUACCUCCGACAGAGGGCUGCUUGCCUUAUGCACCUGAAAAAAUACGACAAAGCUUUAAAAGAUAUGGAGAAAGUAAUCCAGAACCAUGGCUCUAACAGUCUGAGAACGCGAGUUCAGGACCACUGUUCAAAAGGACUCCUGCUGUUGUCAGUGUCAGAGGAAGAAGCAGCAGUUAAGCAGUAUAUUGAAGCACUGCAGUUGGAUGAAUCUACAGCAUUGUGCAGCAUCAUGAAUGGCCCUGGCAGUGAAACUUUAGCCAGAACUUUUCAUAAGAUUGCACAAUACAAUUUUGAAAUGCAGCAUUAUGAAGAGGCCUGGAAAAUCACCGAUUAUGGCCUUAAAAUUGAUAAAAAUAAUCCUGAACUUAAGAAACUGAAAACAAGACUCAAGCGAGAGGCAUCAGGCUGUAGCAUACAUUAA